This is a messenger RNA of Acomys russatus (golden spiny mouse), 455 nucleotides long. It is a transcript of the gene Ocm2, whose product is annotated as oncomodulin 2. The record is from RefSeq and is a predicted model, not a curated record. Bases 5 to 334 code for a protein of 109 amino acids. Gene Ontology annotation, cellular component: nucleus; cytoplasm. The transcript has 4 exons. NCBI's taxonomy places the organism in Eukaryota, Metazoa, Chordata, Mammalia, Rodentia, Muridae. Gene Ontology annotation, molecular function: calcium ion binding.
GAAAAUGAGCAUCACAGAUAUUCUUAGUGCUGACGACAUUGCGGCAGCCCUGCAGGAAUGCCAAGACCCAGACACUUUUGAACCACAAAAGUUCUUCCAGACAUUGGGCCUCUCCAAGAUGUCUGCCAGCCAACUGCAGGAUGUCUUCCGGUGCAUAGACAAUGACCAGAGUGGAUUCUUGGAAGAAGAGGAGCUCAGGUAUUUCCUCCAGAAGUUCCAGAGCGACGCUAGAGAGCUGACUGAGUCAGAGACUAAGUCCUUGAUGGACGCGGCGGACAAUAACGGAGACGGGAAGAUCGGGGCUGAAGAAUUCCAGGAAAUGGUGCAGUCUUAAAGCCCAAGUCUAUGGAAGAAAGAGAGGAAGGGGCGUUCUGCCGGACGGUCUCCCAAGCCCUGGGACUGGGAAGCUCCCCAACCUAUCCUGAACUAAUUUAUCAAGUCCUCCCCGCACCCCC